Molecule: messenger RNA, 3119 nt
Organism: Scheffersomyces stipitis CBS 6054
Lineage: Eukaryota; Fungi; Ascomycota; Pichiomycetes; Serinales; Debaryomycetaceae
Gene: NMD2
Exons: 3
Coding region: 33-3119 (1028 amino acids)
Biological process (GO): nuclear-transcribed mRNA catabolic process, nonsense-mediated decay
Cellular component (GO): cytoplasm; exon-exon junction complex
Molecular function (GO): protein binding; RNA binding
Source: RefSeq, a predicted model, not a curated record
AAGAGUUUGACAAUAUCUCACAAAGGAAUGUCAUGGAGAAGUCUGAGCUUGAUAUUCGUAGACGCCAAUUGGCUCUGGUGAACAGAGAGGCCUGGCUGGGAGAAUAUGUCUUUUCCACAGCUAACAAGCUUGAUUCCUCACUCAAGAAAAACACAGCUUUCAUCAAGAAGGUCCGCACAGGCAUUAAUUCUGAUCAGUACAAGUCGAUACUCAAGGAUAUCGAGACAGUUUCGCUUGAAAAGUACAUUUCAGAAAUCAUCACAUCUUUGUCCGAAGCUUUGUUCAAGGUGCUGAGAUCUGAUGACAUAUUGGCCGCUAUGGAAGUCGUGCUGGCUCUCCACCAACGGUUCCCUACACAAUUGGCUCCGUACUUACUCAUAAACCUCCUUGUGGGAGUAGCCAAUCCAAUUCGUGCCCACCAACUGGACAGAGAAAAAGAGGAAAUUGCACGCAUCUCACGGCAGAAGAACGUACUCAGACUAAUUGGAGAGUUCUACAUAAUUGGUAUAUUUCGUAAACUUAACGAUUGUACUAAAGAUAUGGUGCCAGAUGAUAUAUUGCGUAAAUUUUCCAAGUCAGCUGCUGAGCCUAUUGUGACGCCGGUGUUGAAAGAUGUGUUGAACUUUGAGAUAAAUCUCGGAAACUCGCUUGGAGUCUUACAGGCUUUCUUAAAGCGAUUUCAACACAUAAUAUAUGAUGAGAAUAACGAUUUGCUUAGUUCUGAAGUUAAAAACGUUUGGAGACAAAUUUUCACCAUCUACACGAAGGCUGUUUUCAGCAUCCAGGUUGACCUCAAUCGCCAGGCUAUAAGCGUUGCUAGCAGAAACAAGAAGGCGGCUAUCAGAACUGGUAAAAUCCUCGAUGAACACACUUCAGAAUUGAACGAAGUAUCUGAAUUGUUGGAAAAAUUCAAAUCUGCAGCAGAAUUUUUGGGAGGUGUAGUAGGAAUGACACCUCCGAAAUUAUUUACUGAGAACAGCAGCCAGGUAUCCGAAUCUUCCACUGUAGAAGUCGUAAAACAAAAGUCUCUAAACGAAGAUGAAUUGGGAGGAAUAUGGGACGAUAUCCGAGAAAAGAAUUUCUAUACAAAGAUACCUACUUUAGAAGAACUACAAGAACAAUACCCACCUACAGAAAUCAACACAACCAAGGAUGGUGAAAAAAUAGAGUACUUUCUAUCCAAACUAGAGAAUGUACCCCAAUCCAACGUUGACCAACUAGUUGUAGAUUUCAAUGACCUCCAUUUGAACAACAAGGCUACCAGAAAUAGAAUCUUGAAAUUUCUCAUAGAGACACCAGAGAUUAGCAACUUGAAGUACUACUGCAGAUUCCUAAAAGUCAACGAGUCGAAUUUGUCUGAUUUAAUCCACGAAUUGAUCGAAUUCCUCGAUAAAGGCUUUAGAUCACAAAUAUAUCAUAACAAAUUGAAUUUUAAGAAUAUUUACUUCUUUGUGGAAUUGAUCAAAUUCAAGAUGAUUCCCACCCACAUUAUAUUUCAUAAGAUUAGAACUUUGACUUUGAACAUUACUUCAUCAAAUAACAUCGACAUCUUGUCUGUUUUCUACGAACAUGCUGGGAGAUUUUUGUUGAAUGAAACUGAGUAUCGUGAGUUGAUGUUGAGCAUGAUUUCGCUAUUGAAGGAAAAGAAGAAAGCGCAAAAUCUUACUAUCGAUGAGAAAAUGGCUAUUCGUAAUUUGCUUGUUGUCAUAGAUCCGCCAAUAACCAAAGUAAACAAUUUGCAACAACCAAAAUUCACUGUCGUUCAACAGUAUAUAAGAAGACUCAUACAAGUCGAGUUGACAAAUAAGACAGCCUCACAAGUUUCUGUCGAACUUAGAAGGGUAGACUAUCGAGCUGAUAAGGACAAUUAUUUUGUUUUGAUCGAUUGCUUGUCUAGUCCUGAGGAUUUGAAUUAUGACAAUAUUCCGUCACUUGCGGAAAUUUUGGAAAAGAUGUCCAAGAAAAAUAAGCACGUAUUGGCCAGAACUGUCGAUACCAUUAUAGAAAAAAUCAUUCGUGGACUCGAAGAAAACGACUACAGAUUAAACAGAGUUAGAAUGGCCCAUAUCAAGUACAUUUCGGAUAUUUUCAACUACAAGCUCGUUAACUUCAAGUUCAUAAGAGAUUUGCUAUACAAGAUUGUUACUUACGGACAUCCAAAUAAGCAGCCACUUCCAGGAAAUAGAAGUAUAUCUAUUGAUUUGCCAGACAACUAUUUUAGAGUCCAGCUAUGCUGUCUUUUAUUGAUGUCUAUAGGAUCUGUGGUAGAAGUCGGAAGGCGGAGGAAGAAAAUUCAGAAGAAUUCCGAGCAAGAAGAUGUAAACAUUUCAGCCUUGCGAGACUUUUUGAUUUUUUUGCAGUAUUACACCUACUGCAAGGAACAGCCAAUCCCUAUGGAAUUGGAAUUCAGAAUCAAUGAUGUUCUAGUGAAAUAUAUUGAUACGGGCAUGGUAAGGUUUGUUGGCUUGCAUGAGUCUGUAUUGGCCUUGCAGGGUGUUGUGGAACGAAACAAGUUGAGAGCAGAGCUGAACGAAUAUGACGAACCUGAAGAUGACGAAGACGAAGACGAAGUUGAAGAUGAUGAUGAUUUUGAAGACGAUGAAAUCGAUAACUAUUCAGAUGAUUAUGGUGAUGAUGAUGGCUAUGAUGAUGAGGAUGAUGAUGAAGAUGAUGAUGAUGAUGACGAUGACCAAGAGGAAGAAGAUGACGAUAAUGAUGAUGAAUCUGGAUCAAGUGAUGGAGAAAGUGAAGAACAUACACGCGUUCUUACGGAAACUGAAAAAAUCAAGCUAGCAGAGGACAAGAAGUUCGCAGAUGAGUUGGAAGAAGAAUAUAAGAAAAUCGUCCUAGAUUCGUACGUGUCCAAUCAAAGUAUUGCAUCAUCAUCAAGAGGUAAAUUCAGCGUUCCCAUCCCAACUAGAGUGGCCAACGAACAACCAUCCGAAAAUAAAGGCAAGGUUGGCUUCAGUCUCUUAACAAAGAGCGGAAAGAAAACUAACGUGAAACAGCUUAAUCUACCAACCGAUACAAAAUUUGCCGAAACUAUUCUAAGAGAGAAGGCAAACCAACAGGAGCAUAAGGAGAGAAUUAUGAAUUUAGUUAUGAAUAUGGAAACUUAG